AGGAUCUCUAGGCUCAGUAAUUGAAAGGAUGAAGGAGGAUUAAUCUCAAGUCUACCGCUUAUUUCCAUAACCACCAACAUUUUGCAAUAGAAAAUGCUACAAGGCAACCUUUACCAACCAGGAAGUCUCUAGAACCACCUUCUGCACACGCCAGAAGGCCACGUGUCCUCCUAAAACCCUAAACCCUCCAUAUAUGAAACCGCACGCUUGGCUACUCUCUACUCAGCCUCCACUUCCAGCAAAGCCAGCAAACAAACACAGACAAUUUCCAUAGUUUUCACUUCCCUAAGCCUUAACAAUGGCAACCAGAAUGGUACUUGGAAACACCAAAGUUCCCCUCCAUAUCCUUCGGAAUCGCAUCGUCCAAAAAUGCAAUGGCAUAAACAAUACCUCCAAGGUGGCUGCUUAUAACAUUGUGUUCAACAAAAGAGAAGGUGGGGUCUUUGGGUUUGAUCUUAAUCUUAAGGGGGAAGAGGGUGUUGUAGGUAUUGAUAAAGGUGAGAGGGCUAGUGGUGGCUUUGUCUCUUUUGAGAAAGCUGAUAAAGAAGCUGGUUUGGUAAAUGGGUAUUUUGCCAAGGACCAGACUCGGGUUGCGGAGGCUGCUAGUCAGCGACAUGUCGAUGAUGGUGAUGAUGAUGAGGAGGAGGAGGAGGAGGAUGAGUUGGAUGGGCUUGAUGAAGAUGAGUGGAGUGAUGAGGAUGAGGAUGUUGAUGAUGAUGACUUUGUUGAGGAAGAGGAUAAGGAUGAUGAUGAUUUCCAAGUCAAGAAGAGGAAGUGAGUCUUUGAUCAUCAUUGAUGAAAUUGUUUUUUGACUAUUUUUCUUUUCCUUCUUCUUAAAGGGUUAAGAUUGUAGAAUGGGGUUGUACUCUCUCUGUUGCAUAUUUUCUUGGUUAAUACUAUUAGAUUUAGUACUUGUUGAAUAUUGAUAUCCUCUCUUUACUGUGGUUAUUACUUACUAUCAUGAUGGUGACGAGUGUGUCUAUGAGAAAUGAUUGUUUGUAUUCAG
This is a messenger RNA of Quercus lobata, 1006 nucleotides long. RefSeq names its product phosphopantothenoylcysteine decarboxylase subunit VHS3-like. The record is from RefSeq and is a predicted model, not a curated record. The coding region runs from base 299 to 778 and encodes 159 amino acids. NCBI's taxonomy places the organism in Eukaryota, Viridiplantae, Streptophyta, Magnoliopsida, Fagales, Fagaceae. The transcript has a single exon.